Polistes canadensis is the source of this 1794-nucleotide messenger RNA. It is a transcript of the gene rngo, whose product is annotated as protein DDI1 homolog 2. The transcript has 6 exons. Lineage: Eukaryota; Metazoa; Arthropoda; Insecta; Hymenoptera; Vespidae. The record is from RefSeq and is a predicted model, not a curated record. Gene Ontology annotation, biological process: proteolysis. The coding region runs from base 331 to 1737 and encodes 468 amino acids. Gene Ontology annotation, molecular function: protein binding; aspartic-type endopeptidase activity.
GUUUUUGCUGAGCUGGAUUGUGUUUACAUCCUAAAAAACUGUUUAUCACUCCGUCCUCCCCUCCCUUAAUCCGAAUCACAAGCUGUUUGGUGGCUAUACACACGCAUAUUUAUAAAUAUAGAUAUAUAUUUUUUUUUUGGAAAAUCGUGUAGCUUUAAACGCCCCGGGUUUCCCUUUCUUUCGAAUUUUAAUAUUACCUCCCAGACUUUUCUUAUUUUUUGAUCGUACUUUUGGUCGCGAGUAAGCACCGAGAGAGAGAGUGAGAGAGUGAGUGAGAGAGGUCUAAACGCGUUCGAAAAGAAGAAAGGAAGCAGCUUGCUUGAUAGAAAAAUGAAGGUGACGGUAACAACCCUAAGCGACGAUAUCUUCGUCUUAGAUGUCAGUGAAGAUCUCGAAUUAGAGAACUUUAAGGCCUUCUGCGAAAUCGAAAGCGGCGUACCGGCCCACGAAAUCGUCAUUGCAUUCAACGGCCUACCAUUAAUGGACGAUAAGAAGUCUCUUAAGGACCAUGGCAUUCGUGAUGGUGACGCUGUUAUUCUCCAACACAUGCAUCAGAGUGGCACGGACUUGAACAUUAACCCCUUUAACGGAGUUAUUCCUACAUUGGACUUCAGUUCCAUCAGAGUACCAGGAACAUCGAACAAUAGGCAAAUUCCAACUCAAAUUCCAACUCCAGCUCCAGUUUCAAAUAGUGCUGCACAUAGAGUACAAAAUCCACGUAGUGAAGAUGAUCCAGCCAUGAUAAGAGAUAUGUUCUUGGCAAAUCCAGACCAGCUGGCUCUGCUUAAGCAAAAUAAUCCUAGACUAGCGGAUGCCCUGUUGUCUGGUAAUUUAGAUAGAUUUUCUACUGUAUUGAGGGAACAAAUCAAGGUCAGAGAAGAACGCCAAGUGCAAAGAUUAAGAAUGAUGAAUGCAGAUCCACUAGAUACUGAAGCACAAAGACUGAUUGCAGAAGAAAUCCGGCAGAAAAACAUUGAAGCUAAUAUGGAAGCAGCUAUGGAAUAUAAUCCUGAAACAUUUGGCACUGUUGUUAUGUUGUAUAUUAAUUGCAAAGUUAACGGAUUUCCUGUUAAAGCAUUUAUUGACUCAGGUGCACAAACAACGAUAAUGUCUGCAGCUUGUGCUGAACGAUGUCACAUUAUGCGUCUAGUUGAUACUAGAUGGGCUGGAGUAGCUAAGGGUGUUGGUGUUCAGCGCAUCAUUGGACGAAUUCAUAUGGUUCAAAUUCAAAUUGGCAAUGAUCAUCUUACAACAUCCUUUAGCGUACUCGAAGAACAAAGGAUGGAUAUGUUACUUGGUUUAGACAUGUUGAAAAGGCACCAAUGUUGUAUAGACCUAAAGUCAAAUUUAUUGAAGAUAGGAACUACAGGAACUGAGACUUCAUUUUUAGCAGAAGGCGAUUUACCAGAAUGUGCAAGAUUAAGUGGUAAUAGCGAUGAAUCAUUGGACGAUAGAGAUCUACACAGGGCUUUAGAAGAUAGUACAAGAGAAGCAAAAAAGCAAAGACAGCUACAUGAUAGCCAAAGUCACAACAAUUCGGUGGGUGCAUCUUCAUCCAACAGAUUAGCUACAUUAGAGACUACCAUUUUUUUACAUGAUCCAUUUAAUGAAGCGACAGUAAAAGAAAUUGAAGCGUUAGGUUUCGGUAGAGCUCAAGUAAUUAGCGAGUUGCGCAGGUUUAAUGGCGAUAAAGCACAAGCUACAGCAGCAUUGUUUGCAAAAUCCUUAAAAUUCUAAUGGUGAAAGCUAUCAUAUACAAUAUUUAGCAAUACUAUAAAAAUCUGUGAAUAAUAA